Molecule: messenger RNA, 3298 nt
Organism: Tachysurus fulvidraco (yellow catfish)
Lineage: Eukaryota; Metazoa; Chordata; Actinopteri; Siluriformes; Bagridae
Gene: vrtn
Product: vertebrae development associated
Exons: 2
Coding region: 271-2322 (683 amino acids)
Biological process (GO): regulation of transcription by RNA polymerase II
Cellular component (GO): chromatin
Source: RefSeq, a predicted model, not a curated record
GCGUGUGCGCGCGUGCGUGCGUGUGUGCGUGUGCGUGUGCGCGUUUUCCAAUCCUGAAAGUGUGUGAUGGACCAUUUCCUGAAGGAGGAUCUUCUCGUAUCGUAUGAACUCGGUUCGGAGUCAGUUUCUGAGUCAUGGAGUAAACUCGCAUCCACACACAGCUCCUUCAUCUCCGCGUGCGCGCACACACACACGCACACACACUCACACACACUCACACAUACACACACACACACCUGAGUCACACGAGGAGCUGCGUUAUAUUAAGGCAUGAUUCAGAGGAAAGAGCUGGUGCUCUCCGUGCUGGAGGAGCUCCAGGAGGCCACAGAGUCCAUGGGCUUGGACACCUUGAUAAAAGUGGCCCUUGAGGUAGAGCAAGUCCUCGCUCCUUUUCGCCUUCCGACAGCAGUGUGCUCUGAGAUAUCCUCUUGGAUGGGCAUUGAUGCCGUGGCUCACAGGCUUUACCCGGCAGACGCCCCGGCUGGCCUGCUUCCUCUGGUCUGCAGAGGGGAGGGCAACCUGCUGUUUGAUGCCGCGAGCAUGCUUUUGGUUGGCUCCACAAGCCUGAGCUUGGAGCUGCAGGUCAGGACAGUGGUGGAGAUGCUCCUGAGGAAGAAGUAUUACCUGUGUGGCAUGAUCGACUCCAAGGUCAUGUUAAAGGCAUCCAGGUUUUCGCUCUGCGCUGAAGAGUCACAAGACAUGCUCAAGCUACCUAUGCAGGUUCUGGAGGCCAUUUUUGAUGCCGACGUCAAGGCUUCUUGCUUUCCGAGCUCUUUUGCGAACAUGUGGCACGUCUACGCGUUGGCUUCUGUCCUCCAGUGCAACAUCUACUCAAUUUACCCAAUGUUUAACCUCAAGAUCAGGCCCUAUUUUAAUCGACUUAUCCGUCCAAGAACAUGGCCCAGGGACUUUGAGCCAUUGACCCUGCACAUUAUGUGGUCUGGUGAGCUUGAGGCUUGCUCCAUUUUCAAACCACGCAACUUUGUGGCAUUAAUUCAUGCAAUCGAUCUCAAAAUCGGAAGCCCAGGAAGCGAGCAACGGCUGUCAUCGGUAAAGUCCCUGGAUCUGCUGAAUGAGGAUUCACAGCUUUCCUACUCCACCCUGAAAGACAAGUUCAACAUCACAAAGAGCACCUUCUAUCGCUGGAAGAGGCAAAGCAUGGAGUAUCAUAAGAAAUCAGUCGCCAGGUAUGAAGCCAAACACUUUUUCCAGGCCUGUUAUAAAGAAGGCAAGCUUAUACCUCAGAACCAAUUCAGAGAGUUUUUUCCAGAAAUCUCCAGAUCCACGUAUUAUGCCUGGAAACAUGAACUCAUGGUUACUGGAAGUAUCGGUUCUGGAAGCUCCACCGGGGAAGUGAGCCCUGGAGAUAGCAACGAGCAUGACUACUGGUCCUCCCCGGAGACCAUGAAGCAGCCAGUCCAGGAGACCUUCUCCAGCGUAUUGUCACUCAAGUCUGAAAAACUGGAAGGAGAUCGAUUUCAGAACGCAGCCCUGAUGCAAAAAGCAAAGAAAAGCCUCCAGAACUGCAUUGCAACCAACACUUCGUUUCCAUACCGCAUUUUCAAACGAAGGUUCCCAGGAAUCUCCAGAUCAACAUACUACAAUUGGAGGAGGGAAGCCUUGCUGUUCACACCAUUCAAAGAUCUGUCAGGAAACGGGGAAGAAUGCUCGGAUCUGGAUAAAAUCCAGAACCCCAAGCACAAGCUGUCGCCGCCGGGUUUGCUAGCGACUCAAAGAGUAAUCCAGAGAGUCCGGCUCCCGAGGUGCAGUCAGAAGAGUCUCCGUCUGAUCUAUCUGCAAAAGAAGAAACUCCGAGAGGAAGCUAAAGCAUGUGUUCAGAAGUCUAAGUUAUCGCUGUACAAAUUCAAGCUGAAGUUUCCCUCGAUAUCAUCGUAUUACUACUGGCUCUGGAGGUAUAAGAAAGCAGAGAAAGUGUCUGAUCUGAGUUUUGAGGUUGAGAAACCGGAAGGUGUUGACGUCACAGCAGAGAUCCCGAAGCAAGAAGAAAACAAGGAACGCUUUAUUUUCGAUGGAAAUGCCGAGUACCUCAACAACCAGCUGAUCGGCACCAGCCCUGAAUACUCCAAAUCAUACUAUCCUCUGUCUGACAAGACCAACAAUAACGAGCAGAUGUUCGUGAUGGAUGUCGUGGCGUUGGCGAACUUCAAGGCCAAGGCCAAACUGUUCCUCCAGCAGCGCUUUGAGGAGAAAUCUUUCCCUACGUUUAAAGAGUUCAGGUCUUACUUUCCUCUCACUCCACGUUCCACUUAUUACAUGUGGAAGAGGGCUUUGCAUCACGGUGUGCCGUUGGUUCACGGAUAAACGUCUUGGGUUAUCUUUUUUUUUUUUAAUACACGUUUCUCAUGGCCAUGAGUCUGUCAUCCAGGUGGUUUCUGUUCCACCGUGGUGUAAUUGCAGUUCAUGCAUCUUAAUUGUGUUCCUUUUUGUUCCCCCACUUGACUUGACCACUUGGUUUGCAGCUCAAGGACAUUUGCAUGUGUGUGAAAUCAGACAGUCUGUUUUACACGCCACUCAGCUCCUGAUGGCCCUCGGGCAAAAGGCAGUUCAAAGCCACAGAUAUCAGGAUUUCAAAUGACUCUUUUGUUUGGGUUUUGGCCUUUGCUUUAAAUUUUAAAUCGUCUGCCAUCAUUAACUGCAGUUCACGUCUCAGUUUACUUUUUUUUUUUUUUGGAUUGCCUUUUUUUUUUUUUAACAGAAUAACGUAUAUCCUUCGUUAUUUGAUCUAAUCCCUUCUCAAGAACAAAGCUAUUACAUGUAUAUUUAGGUUUUUUUUUUUUUUUUUUAUAAAUACUGUUGUUGUUUUUUUUUUUUAACACAUAUAUAUUUUUGUAUUGGGAUUAGUUUCACUUCGGAUACAAGGUAUGAACCUACCUAAGUGUGGGGUUGAUGAAUUGUGUGGUUUCUUUUUGUUGUUUUUUUUUUUUGCACAUUGAUCACUGUUCACUUUUGUCAAAGAAAAUUUCUACUUUUCCUGCUGCUGCCGUUAUGUUUUCGGACAAAAAUAUUUUCUUAUACACUUAAACAGGACAUGAGAUGAUCUGUAAAGCUUUUUUGUUCUUUGUACUACCUAUUUGGUGUGAUCUUUUGAUUUGUGGAGCUCAGGAAGUUGUUGUAAAAGGGCUUAGUGUUGCGCUCGUGAUGUUUAUUUAAAAGUCUAAUGUGCAGAUGAGGAUUUUUUGUUGUUGUUGUCUUUAAAUUCGGUUUCAAUUCCUGUUUAAAUUGAGCUCAGUGAGUGUGAUGGAUUCUAAUACAGGAAAUAAAUCAUGUCCUUAACCCA